UAUUCCUUGCGUCGCUCCGUUUUCUCAGUGUCGACGAAGAAUCGCCAACCGAAUUGGACUGAGCCGAUUCUUCUCCUCCUCUUUCCACUUCCCUUAUUUCACCACGGCAUCCGCACCUCGUCGCCUCCUUGGAGUUUCUUCAAGAUUUGUUCUCAAACCUCCUGCAACGGGAAGUGGCAAUCGACACCAAAGAUCGAAGCUUUUCUCUGGCUAGAAGAUAUUUCCAUUGCAAUUGCAGCAGUAGAACGAGCAAGACAGAUUCAUAUUGUUAGUUCUCUAUUAGAGGGGCUUGUACCAGAGUAGACUUGUGCUGGAUCAUACAAUUUUAUUUGGGUUCUCAAACCUUUUAAUAUCAGGUACAAUGGAUCACCUCGAUGGCCAGGCCCAUCUCAUGAUUGUCUCUGAUCUAGAUUGUACAAUGGUUGAUCAUGAUGAUCCAGAGGAUCUCUCACUGCUUAGGUUCAAUGCACUAUGGGAAUCAGAAUAUCGUCACAAUUCUUUGUUGAUUUUCUCAACUGGGAGAUCACCUGCUACUUACCAGAAGCUCAAAACCAAGAAACCGUUGUUAACUCCAGAUGUAACUAUUCUAUCUGUGGGCACAGAGAUAUUUUAUGGUGAAUCCAUGGUGCCUGAUGAUGCUUGGGAGCAUUACUUGAACCAUAAAUGGAACCGCGAUAUUGUCAUGGAGGAAACAACUAAAUUCCCUCAACUUAUCUCUCAGCAAGCAGAAGAUCAGAGACCACACAAAGUGAGCUACUUUGUACGAAAUGAUCAUGCGGAGGAAGUGGUGAAGUGCCUUUCUGAAAGGUUGGCAAAUCGUGGGCUAGAAACUAAAGUUAUCUAUAGUGGCGGCAAAUGCAUUGACGUAUUACCCUUGGGUGCUGGGAAAGGGGAAGCUCUUCAAUAUUUGCAUGACGAGUUGAAGAAAAACGGAAAGCUACCGAUCGAUACGCUUGUUUGUGGUGACUCUGGAAAUGAUACCGACUUAUUCACCGUUCCAGAAGUCCAUGGCGUGGUGGUCAGCAAUGCCCAUGAUGAACUACUGCAGUGGUACGCACAUAACUCUAAAGAUUACCCCAAGAUCAUCCACGCAAGCGAAAGGUGUGCGUCAGGUAUUAUUCAGGCUAUAGGGCAUUUUGGACUGGGUCCUAAGACAUCUCCAAGGGAUGUCAUGGACUUGUCUCGUUGGAAGACCGAGAGCUUCCACCCUUCGCAAGUGGUUGUCAAAUUCUACUUGAUUUAUGAACGAUGGCGUCGAGCUGAAGUAGAAAACUCUGAUUUGACUAUACAAUAUAUGAGGAGUAUCAGCCAUCCAAACGGAAUCAUUGUUCUUCCUUCUGGUGUUCAGUGCUCACUUAGAGAGCGAAUAGAUGCAGUCAUUUCUUGUUAUGGCGAUAAGAGAGGAAAGCGUUUCAGAGUGUGGUUAGAUAGAGUUUCUUUUUCUCAGAUCAGCUCAGAUGCCUGGCUAGUGAAAUUCGAUAAAUGGGAGCUAUCAGACGCAGGGCGACAGUGUUGCUUGACGACGAUUCUUCUUAAUCUGAAGGAUGAGGCUGAGGCUGAGACUUCACCGGGACCGUCUUUGGUUCAUGUACAUCAGACGUGGAUGGAUGGGUAUGCCGCAAGCGAUCAAACAGCCUGGUUCUUCUAAGCCUCCGUUCGAUUGUUCUCAGAAAACAUUCUGUCUUUUUUUUUUUUUUUUUUGCUGAAGAAAUUGUUCGUAUAAAGAAGCUUUACUUACAAAAAGUCA
Molecule: messenger RNA, 1747 nt
Organism: Zingiber officinale
Lineage: Eukaryota; Viridiplantae; Streptophyta; Magnoliopsida; Zingiberales; Zingiberaceae
Product: sucrose-phosphatase 1-like
Exons: 9
Coding region: 362-1648 (428 amino acids)
Biological process (GO): sucrose biosynthetic process
Molecular function (GO): sucrose-phosphate phosphatase activity; magnesium ion binding
Source: RefSeq, a predicted model, not a curated record